AUGUCCACAUGGUGGGUACCUCCAGGGCUAGACUUCUUUCAAAAGAGCGCCCUCGAAGACCUUCCAUUCGCGGAGUCACCUGAAAAUGAUGAAUUUGAUUAUCCUUGGUUCCCUGCUCAGUCUUGGGACAGUCGCAUUUCCGAAGCCCAUUCCGUUCGAUCCUUCGCCUACCGCUCGAGAUUCAUUAAGUUCUCAACCAAACACUCUACCGUCUUCAUCAGUCUCCUCAACACCGGUCCUAUCUACUGA
Penicillium robsamsonii is the source of this 249-nucleotide messenger RNA. RefSeq lists its product as uncharacterized. The transcript is spliced from 2 exons. The coding region runs from base 1 to 249 and encodes 82 amino acids. NCBI's taxonomy places the organism in Eukaryota, Fungi, Ascomycota, Eurotiomycetes, Eurotiales, Aspergillaceae. The record is from RefSeq and is a predicted model, not a curated record.